Messenger RNA from Debaryomyces fabryi, 3117 nucleotides. RefSeq names its product Boi2p (gene BOI2). Gene Ontology annotation, biological process: retrograde transport, endosome to Golgi; receptor recycling; endosome organization. The transcript has a single exon. Gene Ontology annotation, cellular component: recycling endosome; trans-Golgi network; early endosome. Bases 1 to 3117 code for a protein of 1038 amino acids. Gene Ontology annotation, molecular function: protein binding. NCBI's taxonomy places the organism in Eukaryota, Fungi, Ascomycota, Pichiomycetes, Serinales, Debaryomycetaceae. The record is from RefSeq and is a predicted model, not a curated record.
AUGGACCAAAGUGAGGAUCAUACGAUUACUGGGUCAGUUUACUUGUGUAUCAAGCAGUUUAAUGCUAGAUUAGGUGACGAGUUGAGCUUGAAGAUUGGGGAUAAGGUAGAGGUGUUAGCAGACGAUAGUGAGUACAACGAUGGAUGGUACAUGGGGAAAAACUUGUUGACAGAAGAGGUGGGGUUAUAUCCUAAAGGAUUUACUCAAAUAUUACAAAGCCAGAGACCAGAGCAUCCAUUAUUGAGGUCGCGUUCGAGGCGAGUGAUGAAGGGUAGUAAGAACAACUCACCUAACACCACCACAUUGAGUAAGAUUGCGGACUCAAUGCAGAAUAUGACGCUUAUGAGCGGAAAUGACUCUACUAAUGAAACUAAAGGGGAGGAUAGUCUUGGGGGAAGCGAAAUUAGCGGCUAUCAAGGAUCCGACCGCAAAGUAGAACAAGAUUCAGAACUUGGUCUUAACAAGAGUUCAACCAGCGCUUUGCGUAGUAAUUUGAGCAAUAAGAUUGACGCGGUGGAUGAUAAAGCACUUGAUCUCAGCCACGAACCAAAGACCGGCAAGUCAUCUGUGCAUAAGACCAUGAGUGAUAUCGAUAGGGCCUUGCAAGAGCUUCAAACUGAGUCUGAUAGUGCUAACACUGGCCCACAUGGUGAUGUUAAUGCCAAUCAUUAUGAACAGAAUUCCAGUUAUACAAAUACCCCAAAUGCUUCGGGAAAUCAUCAUCUGCGUAAAAUAUCAAGAGAUUCAUUAAUAGAGAAUUUAGAUCCAGCAGAGGCUGAGACAUGGACGCCACAACAGGUUUCCUCUUAUUUUGCAAUAGUAUUAGGAUUUGAUAUGGAGGUUGCAGGUAAAUUCGCUAGACAUAAAAUAACCGGGGCAAUUUUGUUUGAAUUGGAUUUAACUUACUUGAAAGAGUUAGAUAUUGACUCGUUUGGAACCAGGUUUGAGGUCUAUAAGGAAAUUGAAAAAUUGAAGCAAUUAGCCUCAAAGGCUAAAAGUGCCAGUACUUCGAACGUUAAGUCGGCUCAUAAAAGAAAUAAUAACAAGAAUUCCAUCAUUCAAGACUUAUCAGAUUCGGAAGAUAUUGCUAGCCCCAUUGAUUCUAAAAAUUCUUCCCCUUAUAAAUUGCAUUCAUUUCCUAAUAACUCUGAUGAAGAUACCAACAACACAACUUACAGUAAAUCUCAAACCCAAUUAAUGCCUUCAGCUAAUCUAGUAUCUUCCACUCCAUCAAAAAGAGAAAAUGCAAGAGAAAUGCAAAGAGGUCACGAAAGAAAGAGGUCACAAUCCAUGGAAAACAUUUCGGGUGUAUAUGGCGAUACUACAUCUCCUAUCGGUAAACGUAAGAGUGAUUUGUCUUUCAUGUCACCUAGAAAAGCACCAGAACCUCCAAUAUCUAGUCCUUUGAAUCAAAGCUAUAAAUUUGGUGGAAGUCCUAAUUUGCAAAGCUCGCCAACCGAACAAGGUGGCUUAUAUCAGACACGUACGAAUGCGUCAAGUUCCGGUUUGGGUAUCUCAGGGACUAGUAGACCGUCAUCAUCGAUUUAUGAGCAAUCAGUUAAUAGCCACAAUAGAAAUGCUUCCGCAUCUUCGGCGAAGAACCACCGCAGAAAUUCAUCCUAUAUUUCUGGUCACAGAAGGAAUUCUUCUUUAUUCCUGUUCAACAAGGCUAAUACUGAUGGAGAUAAGUUGAGCUCAAAGAACCUUUACAAGGAAGAGAUGCCAAAGGCGGAAAAGAGAAAGUCGAUGAUUAAUUCACCUACAAAGUCGUAUUCAAAUAAUACUGAUGCGACGCCAAAGUCAAAGAGAGAGAGUGAAUAUUUCAGCUUAUCUCCUAAUAAACACUUCGUGGAUAUUGACAAUGCUAAUUUAUCACCUAAAAAGCUGAGAUCGAUGACAUAUAAUCUUGAUGACAAGCCAAAGAAAGAGCUCGAAGAGAAGAGGUCAGCAUCGGAAUCAAACCAAGUUUCGCGUUUCAAGACGUUGAGAACAGCAUCCACCCAGAAUUUCCGUAAUUUAAAGAAUCUGAAAAAGCUGAAGACUUCUGCUUUUACAGAAGGAAUUAGAGAAAUUACCCCGGACGAGGCUAUUAAGACAGCAACAUUUAGUGGUUGGAUGUCCAAAAAAUCUGGUAGUACUUUGGGUUGGAGAUCUAGAUACUUCACUCUUCAUGGAACGAGGUUGCUGUACUUCACCUCUUUACGUGAUAAACGUGAAAGGGGCUUGAUUGAUAUUACAGCACAUAAAGUUUUACCGGUAAGUACAGAUAACGAGAAUGCUGUUGCCAAUGAUAAAUACAUUGCGUUAUAUGCAUCAUCCACUGGAUUUGGUAGAUACUGUUUCAAGUUGGUCCCUCCAGCCCCUGGUUUUAGAAAAGGAUUAACAUUCACUCAGCCAAAGACUCAUUAUUUUGCUGUUGAUUCUCAAGAAGAGAUGAGAGGCUGGCUUAAAGCCUUAAUGACCUCCACAAUUGAUAUUGAUGAUACUGUACCAGUUGUAAGUUCAUGUUCUACACCUACUGUUACUUUGAGCAAGGCCCAAGAAUUGCUUGCUAAAGCUAGAGAAGAAACAAAAUUAAAAGACGAGGAAUUAAGAGAGAAGGGUUACGGUAGAGAUGGACAAAACAAUGAACUGCUGGAUAGCUAUUAUUCUCAAUUUGUGAACGAAUUCAGUAAUACUUCUGGGGAGAAUUCUCCUAUGAUCGAUUCACUUGACGAAUCGACUUUAUCUUCGGCCCAUAACUCAGCUCCAAAACUAACUGUCGAUACCUCGGCUAAGAACUACAAAGGACCUACUACUCCUCAAAUAUCACAACCCGGAUUUGCUUCCCCUUAUUUGCUAGCUUCAGGUGUAUUUUCCCCUAAGCUGACAAAUAGUAAUAAUACUGGAUCUUCACCUGGUACUCCAAAACUGAGUCUGAACCUGAACCUGAGACCUAAUUUGGACUAUUUCAAUGAUUCACAAUCCAGCAAUUCAGAAAUUACCCCUAAACAACCAUAUAGUAAUGGGAGAAUCAUAAGUGGCUCGUCAAAGAAGAGAAAUAAUUCUGAAAAGAUGUUGGCAUAUAGCAAUGAUGGUUCGGGUAAUCAUACGUUUGUUAUUAAGCCAAAAAAAUGA